UUCAGAACAGAGUCUACACAUACAACGGAAACAUGAGAGGAGCGAUAUUAUGGUUACUCGGGGUAGCAGCAGUGGCUUCCCUGCCGCUGUCGGACCCCCCCCGCACGGAACAGGACCUCAUGCAGCUGAUCCUCGAGGCACUACCCGGAGAAAACGACCUUGAAGGAAACGUAGUCAAGGACCAUCCUGAGGCUGCCCUGAGUGUGCCGGUAACCACCCAGUCGUCCGUCAAUGUGACCUCCAAUGUGCCCAGCGACCCGGCUGGCACUGUGCCUGCCGAUGAUACUUCUGCCCCUGUCGUCACUACGCCUGAGCAGGAACAGGUGCAGCAGCAGCAGCAGCAGCAGGUAGCGGAGGAAAACCAUGAACAGGUAACUGAACAAGAGCAGAUGCCCGAAGAGGUAGAACAAGUGCUUGAGCAAGAACGGGCGCCCGAGCAGGAACAGCAAGGGCCUGAGGAGGUGACGUUGCCCGAGCAGGAACAAGUCCCCGAAGAGGUACAACAGGUUCCCCAGCAGGAAGCAGAAGAACCAAUCCCCGAGCAGGAUCAGCUCCCUGUCGGACCGCAGGCGAACCUCCCGUGGGUGAAGUACUUUAUCCCUAACACAGACGAAGACCCCGAGAUUCCUGGAGAACCUCUCGUUGACAUUUCCGAAGAACCUCUUGUUGACAUUCCUGAAGACGGUUUUGUAGCAGAACCCCAAGAUGGCGUAGAGGAAAUUUAUGUUCCCGAGGAAUUCCCCGAAGACAUCGUUGACGUUCCUGAAGACAACUCUGAAGAACCUAUGGCUGUUUUUAUUGACGAAGAACCCGAGAUUGUAUACAUUCCUGAAGAAUCUCUUGUUGACAUUCCUGAAGACGGUUUUGUAGCAGAACCCCAAGAUAGCGUAGAGGAAAUUGAUGUUCCCGAGGAAUUCCCCGAAGACAUCGUUGACGUUCCUGAAGACAACUCUGAAGAACCUGUGGAUGUUUUUAUUGUGCCUGGAGAUGUGCCUGAGGGCUUUAUGCCUGAAGAGACGUAUGAUGGCCCUGAGGGCUUUAUGCCUGAAGAGACGUAUGAUGGCCCUGAGGAAAUUCCCGAAGAAAUCUAUGAAAACCCUGACGUGCCCGAAGAGGCUUUUUCUGUUCCUGAAGAAGUUACUGACGACCUUGAAUAUAUGCCACAGGUAUUUGAGGGCUCUGAGGACUUCCCACAAGAAGCGUUUGGCCCUGAAGCGAUUAUUGACUAUUUUGAUACUCCCGCAGAAGUUUUUGAUGCCGAAGAGGUAAUUCGUAAGCUUAACUUUGAUACCUUCGAAGACGCUUCUGCAGAUGUUUUUAAUGGACAUCAAGGGACCCCUGAAGUUCCAGAAGGUUUUUAUGAUAUUCUUGGGGAGCGCCCCGAGGGGAUGUUUGUCCCUGAAGAAUUCCCACAAGUCGAUGGCCCUCAAGACUUCCCUGAAGGUCUCUCUGAUGGUGCGGUUUCUGUAGGAGUUCCUGAAGAAGUCUCUGAGGAUGCGUUUGAUGGUCCUCAAGGGGCCCCUGAAGGUUUCUUUGGUGCUCCUGAAGAAGCAUAUCCUGAAACUAGUCCCUUAAUACCUGAACUCGUCCCAAUAAAAGUGUCUCAUAUGGGCCAGGAAUUCAUUGAGACCAGCGAGUCAGAAGAGGACUCCGAGGAAGACGAACUUGUGAAUGUUGAGCCUCAAGAAUACCCACAAGAGGAGACCUAUGACCAACCCAUCUUAUAUUUCGUAGCUGAAGAGGAAACUUUCGUGCCCGAGAAUGCUGACUACACUCCCGAAGAGGAAUACAACUUCUACGGAAAUUCUGGCAUGGAGCAGGAUAUGCCACAGAUGGAUGAAAGGGAGUAUAUCCCCGACGAUGCACCCAUCGCGUCGGACAAUCAUUAUGUCAGGGAGGAACAGCUAAUGAUUGAAGAUGGUGCAUUUAUGCCUGAGGAUGGGAUCUCUAACGACGAAGCUAUGAUGGAUACUGUGAACCUCCACACCCCUGAAGGUGAUGUAAUCAUACCUGGGUUCCUUCCAGACAUGUCGGAAGAGACCUCUUCGGAAGAGGAUGUUCCAGAGCAGUUCUACCCGCAAGGUGUGGAGUCUGAGGGCGAAGGCAGUUUACAUUUCUACCUGCCUCAUCUCCUAGAGCGGACCAGCCUCCUUUCUAUCAUCCCCAUCACACCCAUCGCUGGAGAAACAUUCCGCCCUGACGAGCCUUUGCUGCCCAUUGCCGAAGAGCCACAGACAGACGAGGCUGAUCAGCUGACGCCCAUCAUGGUCGACAAUCAGACAUUUCUCAUCCCCAAUGAAAAUGACAGCCAGAGAAUAAUUUUUCCCGAGGAUGAAGAGCCCACCCAGAGCCUCCCUGUCUUCCCUGGCCAGUGGGACGAUGAGAAACAUUUUUUUCUACCAAUCGAGGAAGAGGUUGAUAGAGAUGACCAGCCACUGACUGAGGAAAAUUUCCCAGAAUUCGAGGAACAACAACAACCAACUCGAGAAUUCCUUGAGCAAAGUUUCCGCUUCCGCCCACAGCCACCGAUGAGAAGACCCAUAUUUCCCACAGAGGAAUCUCAGGACUACUUCGACGGCCCACAGACUCCUCAGAGGUCUGGCUAUUUCCACCCCGAGCCAAUUCCUGAGCCAAUCCCUGAUGAUGAUGAUGAUAUAAUUUACCCUGAUUAUGACAUGCCAGCUGGACACAUGCACUUUGACUAUUUCAUGCAGCCUCGCUACCCACAGCUGUACGGCAGAAACGGCUAUUACCCACAGUCAAUCAACGAGCCUUCCAGGAAUCUAGAUUUCACCCCACAGAACUACCAGAUAUACGGACCACGUUUCGGACAACAAAGCAACUCACCUUCUCAGUUCUCUCCUUUCAACUUCAGGACUGCUAUGCCUGCAAGGUCCCCCUACAGGCAAGGUUAUCAGGGUCCUUUCCAAUUUUACUCAGGGCGGGUCGCACCACAAAGCCAGUACGAAACCAACUACGGUUAUCCUUGGAACUACAACUCUCCUUCCCUCCGUCCUGUGUGGUAGGCCCGGAAGGAAGACGAAGGUGGACGACAUACUGAGGCAACACCAUGAUAAUGUCUGUCAAGCAAUGCUGUAUCAUACACUGCACCCUAAGAACAAAAAUACUGGAAUGUCUUCUGGUGUUGGUAGGAAUUGUAUAAACAUAUCUUUGACAACAGUAUCUAGUAAUGAUGUAUUAAUAUAAAGCUAAGAUCAUGUCGUUAACUAUUUAUACGAAAGUUAUACUGUAUUUUCGAAGACAACUGAUGUCAUAAGCAAAGCUUAAGAACACUUUGACGAAGUUGAAUAAGAUUAGAGUUUCUAGACAAUGUAACAUGUCUCAAUGUUUGUGUACCUUGGAUUCGUGGCAUUCAUUACCCUAUUAUUAUAACAUCAUCAAAUGAUGUACAUGUAAUUCUAUAUAUAAAAUUAUAAAAUGUU
Molecule: messenger RNA, 3443 nt
Organism: Penaeus indicus
Lineage: Eukaryota; Metazoa; Arthropoda; Malacostraca; Decapoda; Penaeidae
Product: titin-like
Exons: 2
Coding region: 33-3026 (997 amino acids)
Source: RefSeq, a predicted model, not a curated record